AUGGAGGGCCAAAAAGAGAGUGGGCCGAAAACGGCCACAUUGCCGGUCCUCAUAAGCGCGUGGCGGCCGUGGAAAUAUACAGAUUUUAAAAUUGAAACUAUCCUUAUUCCACCCUUGGAGAGGUGGCCAGGUUGGCAUGUUCGAGUACAUGUAUUGACUUGGAAAGCCCAAUAUGCAGACUCGUUAUUCCAGUUAGUGGAUGCGGGGUUUGCAAUAUCAAGUAAUGGAGUUAAAGGUGGUAUUCUGCCAACUCUUACUCCAGAGCUGAGACACCUAUCAUCGUCGUCCAGUGAAGAUGAAAAGGCAGAAGACGUGGCCCAGGAAGGUAUUUGGGAAGGAGAUUAUGAUUGCUUGGUUCUUUCCGACGCAGGAGCGAGCGGUAUCGCUGAUUUAUCAGCCGGAUCUCGAAAACGGCCACCCAUCGAUCCUGUAUUUGGUGGUCGCGAGUGUCGAAGCGAUCUCUCGAGGCCAGAUUCAAACACAAAUUUGGUGACACAGAGAUCUCGCAUUCCCUUGUUACAUUACCACUUCCAUGUCCGAGGUAAUUCUAGCGAGGCAUGGCUUAUCACGGGGGUAUUCGCUAUUUGCUAG
This is a messenger RNA of Pseudogymnoascus destructans, 591 nucleotides long. RefSeq lists its product as uncharacterized. NCBI's taxonomy places the organism in Eukaryota, Fungi, Ascomycota, Leotiomycetes, Thelebolales, Thelebolaceae. The record is from RefSeq and is a predicted model, not a curated record. The transcript has a single exon. The coding region runs from base 1 to 591 and encodes 196 amino acids.